Molecule: messenger RNA, 1884 nt
Organism: Alnus glutinosa
Lineage: Eukaryota; Viridiplantae; Streptophyta; Magnoliopsida; Fagales; Betulaceae
Product: protein IQ-domain 26-like
Exons: 3
Coding region: 330-1622 (430 amino acids)
Molecular function (GO): protein binding
Source: RefSeq, a predicted model, not a curated record
AGUUUUUCAAAAAUGAAAAGAAAAUCAAAUUCCACUGAGCUUUUAUUUUUUUUUAGAAUAUAGCUUUUAUUUGUUUUAGUAGCAAAAAAAAAAGUUCCAUUUUUACAUGCAUUGACGGUUUCUUAAACAUUUUCUUCUUUUUCAACUCCGUUUCACCACUUUUCGCAACAUGGAAAGAGCCUAGGAUUGUGAGCUGUAAGCCUGCAACAGUCUUUUUCUCUUAAAAACUUUUUAACUGGGUUUUUAUCGAUUUCCCUCUUUUAAGCCAUUUUUUCUCCCUGUAAGACUGCAACGUUUCUUUGGUUCUCUCACUCUUCCACUCAGAGAAAAUGGGUAGGGCAACAAGGUGGCUCAAAGGCUUGUUCGGGAUAAAGAGAGACAAAGAGAAUUCCAAUUCCAGUGACCGGAAAGACAAGAAACGGUGUAGUUUGGGUAACUCCGGCAGAGACUCUAGGGGCUUGUGUCAUAACCCGGAGACCAUACCACCUAACAUAUCGCCUGCAGAGGCUGCUUGGCUAAAAUCAUACUACACAGAAUCAGAGAAGGAGCAGAACAAGCACGCAAUUGCGGUAGCGGCAGCCACGGCGGCGGCGGCUGAUGCUGCAGUGGCUGCUGCGCAGGCGGCGGUGGCGGUUGUCAGGCUUACCAGCCAUGGAAGAGGCACUAUGUUUGGCGGUGGACAUGAGAGGUGGGCUGCUUCGAAAAUUCAGACCGUCUUUAGGGGAUAUUUGGCCAGAAAAGCCCUGAGAGCACUUAAAGGACUGGUGAAGUUACAGGCACUUGUUAGAGGCUAUUUAGUGCGCAAACAGGCCACUGCAACUCUUCACAGUAUGCAGGCACUUAUUAGAGCUCAAGCCACGGUUCGGUCCCAGAAAGCUCGCGGGCGCAUGAACAAAGAAACUAAUAGAUUUGAAUUCCGAGCACGAAAAUCCAUGGAAGGAUUUGAUGACACUAGAAGCGAUAACGCAGCUCCAAUCCACAGCAGAAGGCUAUCAGCUUCAUUGGACACCACCAUUAACUCCAUUGACGAGAGCCCAAAAAUUGUGGAGGUCGAUACUGGCAGGCCUAAAUCAAGAUCUCGCCGAACAAACACUUCAGUUUCAGAUUUUGGCGAUGACCCACCUUAUCAAACACUCUCUUCUCCACUACACACAAGUCGGCUUCCCGGCCGCUUAUCGAUACCCGAUUGCCGGAACUUCCAAGACCAUGAUUGGGGCUUAACCGGCGAGGAAUGUAGGUUGAUCUCCACCGCACAAAGCACCCCGCGCUUCGUGAACUCCAUUAAUUCACCUGUCACACCUGCUAAGAGUGUAUGCGCUGAUAACUCCUUCCGGGGGGGAUACGGGAAUUUUCCGAACUAUAUGGCGAAUACUCAGUCUUUUAGAGCCAAGUUGAGAUCCUAUAGCGCUCCUAAGCAAAGACCUGAGCCGGCGCCAAAGAAAAUGCUUUCGCUUAAUGAAAUGAUGGAGUCCAGGAGUUCCCUGAGCGGGGUUCGGAUGCAACGGUCGUGUUCACAGGCUCAGGAAGCCAUUAGUUUCAAGAAUGCAGUAAUGGGGAAGCUUGAGAGAUCCUCAGAGUUUGUCAGAGAGCCAGAGAGAUAUUACUUGCAGAAGAGGUGGUGAAUGCAAGUAGAGAGCAUGAGAUGGACAAGAGAUCGAGCUGCUAUCAUUGCUUCUGAGUUGUUGUUCUUCACUGUCUAUAGCUCUUGGACCUUUUAGAUGGUAAUGAGAUAAAAUAGUUUGAUAGAAGAGAAGAAAAAGUGUGUAGAUUUAUAAAUAUGAUCUAAUUGAAUGUCCACUGUGUUGGAUUCAGAUGUUGGUAACUUUCUGAUGGAAUCAUCCUUUCCAUAUUUAAUCAAAUCAUUUGCAAUUUCUAAUGUUACUA